AUGUCAGACAGAGCUGCUGAAAGAGUUGGAAACCUGAGUUCGAGCGAGUACGACGAGAAAAAUGAAUCACCCGGAACACUUUCAUAUUUCUUCGGCUUGUUGCUUGGUCUCGCUAACAACUUCUCAGCUCACACCGUCUUCCUCCUGUCUUUCAUGGCAGUGAGGUUACACAAGGGAGCAAACAAACUCCCCCUAAACCUUUUCCUGUUCUUUUUCUUCUACGCACUAGGAUCAGUGCUCUUUUUCUUUGUAAGUCCCGUAUUAACAUUUUUCACAUUCUUCGGAUACCUGCUGGAGGCAGUGUUCCAUCUCUUAGCCUUGUUGUCAGUGCAGGCGUUCGAAACUGAGGCGGGAAGGGGCGUAUUCACAGCUUCAGUAGCCCUCAUGGGACUGGCCCACGGGCUAAACAAGGUGGCCGGAACAGCACUAGUAGAAGCCACUCCAUUCGGAAGCCAUGCCGUACUUGACAUGGGAUUGUUCCUAUCUGGCCUAUUGCCAUUCUUCCUAUACAUGGUUUUCCGUUUCGUGGUGACAGAGGCCGGAGACUUUAAGCUCGAGCACAUGAAGGUGUUCUUCACCACAGUCAGCGUACUAGCAAUGGUCAUGCACUUGCUCACGGCGCUCUUUGCCGUAGUAUACUCGAUGACGGGCAGAGUAAAGAGGCACAUGGAAAAGAAGAGGCUGGAGCACGAGUCGAAGCCAAAGUUUGUAGGCAGACACGCUGCAUCACUAUUCAACAAUUUAUUAGUUGCAACACUCGUAUUCCUGGUGCUGUACUUCCUUAAAUACACGCUAUUCCCAUCAUUCUACCCUCUCGAUGUGGAAGACAAAGUCACAACGGGAGCAAAAUACAUGUUCCUUACACUACCAGGCUUGUUCGACGGACUGGCAAGGCUGGCGUUCCUAUAUCUGUUUGGCAACGUUGACUGGACACACGUGACUCCGUGCGGCACACUUUACAUGCUAGUUUUCGAUCUUCUUUUGGUUGUAUUUUUCGGAUGUUUACACAGAAUGCAGGACCAGGACUUUGUGCUCUUUGAAGAAUCUUUCUCACUGUUGUUCUUCUUGGCCUUCCUACUGGUCCAUUCUGCAUCCUCAGAUGUCAUCACCCUGCAGCUACUUGGCCACGCGGGCAACAAGGAGGCCGAGAGGGACAUGGAAACCCACGAACUUGAGGCAGAUCUGCCCAGAGCACACAAGAGAGUGACAGCUCACGUGUUUUUGAACGUCCUAGAGUCCCUCGGAUCCACCCUGGGAUCGCUCGCAACACUGUUAUUCUUUAGUCUGUCAACUGAAAAGAAGGAUUAA
Messenger RNA from Theileria orientalis strain Shintoku, 1308 nucleotides. RefSeq lists its product as hypothetical. The record is from RefSeq and is a predicted model, not a curated record. Lineage: Eukaryota; Apicomplexa; Aconoidasida; Piroplasmida; Theileriidae. The coding region runs from base 1 to 1308 and encodes 435 amino acids. The transcript has a single exon.